Molecule: messenger RNA, 2857 nt
Organism: Astrephomene gubernaculifera
Lineage: Eukaryota; Viridiplantae; Chlorophyta; Chlorophyceae; Chlamydomonadales; Astrephomenaceae
Source: the annotation of a GenBank genome assembly
GAUUGUUGGAGGAGUGGUGAAGGGGCUGCUGGGAUGGGUGUGGACGGUGCUGGAGUGAAGUUGGAGCUGCCGUUCAUGCGCGUCUCUUUAAAGGCUAUGCCGUACUGUAUUGACUGUUGCUUUACCUUGUGGCAUGCCCUGAUGGGUGAUGGGGAUGUACCGAUUGUAGUCUCCUGGUCGUAGGGUUGGCCCGCUACCAUGGGGGCGUGUGGCAGGCUCACGUGCUGCGCGGAUGCGCCAUACCCCACAUGCGGUACGAACGAUGCACACAGGAAAUUCCUUCAUGUAACAUUGUAACCGUCUAUAUGUCGAGAUUUCAUAAUAAUUAUAAGUAAAUUUAACGCAAAGAGUACUAUCGGACUUGCGUGCGGUAAGCAGCAAAUCGACUUCAGCAAGACCGGAUGUCCGCUCUCACAGCCCAGCGCGUCGUCACCUCGCGGGUCUUGCAGCCCCAAUUGCGCUUCAGUUGCCAUAAAUUACCUCUGCUGAGGCGCCGCAGCGUAUGCGUCCAUGUGUCGUUGCACGAUGCGCCACAAGAAGCUCCGAACUCCGCCCCAGCACACGUGUCUAGCGAGGAAGCCAAAAAGCGCAACGAAGAUUCUCUUGCUCGCAUUUUAAACAAUUUUGCUGACGCGAAGGCGCAAGGCCUUUUGCGAGAGGCGGAAGAGGAGGACGAGGAUGAGGUGCAGGGCGACGAGGGCGAGGACUGGGUCUGGUGGCGCUCUGACGACCAAACGGCGACUAGCCCUACAGCCAAUAGCAGUGAAGAUUCUGCAGCAAAGCCUUCUCAGUAAUCUUGCCGGGGGCUGCUACUGCCGGCACAAAUAUGACGGCCUCUACCGUGACCUAGGCCGAAAGUUGCGCAGGGCUGGAGCCGCCCUGUUGCCUUCUAUUUAACGCAAUCAAGCGGAGGAGCAGCCGUCGGUACCAGAGUGCAGUUGCAGGGACAACCGCAGCAGUUACCCAUACUGAGUGAGUGGAGACACUGCGGAUCGGGGCACUGCACAGGCAUCAGCAUGUUUUACAGUCCGCGUCUCCCAGCAGUCCUGAGCCACAAGCAGCCCUCUUCCAACCUCCGCCUUCCCCGGGCCUCGGUGACAGCAGAGAGUCGCUCCAUAAUUUGCUCGGCGCCACCACAGCCUGCCCCCUUCCACCACCUCCAAAUGUACCGCAUCCUGCAGUAAACACGGCUUUGCUCCAUUUCCCACAUCGUCCACCCGUCACGAAUGCGUGACUCACCACUACACUCCACCUCGCUUCGCCUGACUAUCCCCGCACUCCUCCUUACCUCGUCUCGCACCUCGGGUGGAGGUCAACGGCCUCAAGACACAACAAACCCACGAUCACCACGGAGCAGCCCUCCUCCCAAGCAGGAUUUUCAUGCGGCAGCAACAGCAGCAGCAGUGCUGCAGGAGGUCCCGCCCAGCUGAAUCAUGACCCCCACCCGGGACGGUCCACCACCUCCUCCCCAGCUAGAGCCGAGUUGCUGCAGCGGCAGCAGCAAUACGCGGCUGCUGGGGCCGUGUGCGGCGCCGUUAUCCUGCUCUCUUUCCCCAUCCUGCUGCUGCUGGCGGACCGCCUGGAAGCCUUCCGGACCAGCGAGCAAGUUGGCGGUGGGACGCCUCCUUUUGGUGCCGUACAGUGGCUGGGGCGCCAACAUGGGUUGGGGCGGCGGCGGUGGCUGGGGCGUCAAGCCAAGCAGGGCAGCACACUUUACAUGGAGGUCCCCCUCGCAGAGGGCCGCCUUGCAGGCAGGGGCCUGAUGGCUCCAGGCUGCCUCCCACCAGCGCAACAAGCCCGCGCCUCGCCGCCCUGUCCCGCAUGCUGCUGCCGUACAUGCGGUGGUGCGCUGCGGCACCCGCUGCUGCUCUUCACAUGCUGUGAGUGUGGUCGUACAGCUCCGCCUGGUAGCCGCGCCUGGGGGUGGGAGGGGGAGGGAGAGAGGGAGGGAGAGAGGGAGGUGGAGAGGGAGGGGGCGUCAGGAAGGUUGUGGAGGAUUGGGCUGGCGGCAGACUAUGCGGUGGAAGGCAGGCUGCGCGGUAGGAGGGGAGAGUGAUCGUUGCAUACGAGCCGCGGUAAGCGGGGCUGCGGCAGGGCUGGGGGUAGCUAACCCGUGUGUGUGUUUGGUGGAGGAGAUGGAAUGCGGUGCCGCACGGCGAUGGGACGGGUAAUAGUACGGCAAUGCUGCCACUCCCUCCCGCCCCUCCAUGCAUAAGCCUCCUCAGUCCUCACCACACGGCUCGGAACUCCUCCCGCGCGGAGGCGAUCUUGGCCUUCAGGUUGGGCAGCCGGAAGGUGGCGUGCAGCAGCGGCAGACCUAGACCUGCACGGGCGGGCAGGGGGAGGGGGGCGUAUAGGACCUUGGUAACGGAGGAUGUUUAACUAGCAAGGGAUGGGGUCAGGAUUCUCAGGAAGCUAGUUCUGAGAUUGCGUAAUUUGGUUUGGGGCAAUAGCAGCGGUGUUGGUAGGACGGCUAGGACGUAGGUCCCGGUGUGUAAUUGUUUUUCGGGAUAAGGAACGCGAGCCGCUAUAGAGCAACGGGACUUUGCCCGGCAUGUUGGCAUGUGUUUGCCAGCGCAGCUGUGUGACGUGACUCUUGUGGCGCUGUAACGCACGCGCGCCGUGCCCGUACAUGUGCACCGCAUGGUCUUAAUGUGUGUUGUGUGGCAUUUGGCCUACUAGGGGUGUAGUGCACCCGGGCCCUGUUUAGGCGACCCUAGUGACGGGUUCGGUCGGAAGGUGAAGACGGCGGUGGUUCGGCCGACAUAUCCCGCCUGAACGGGCCAUAACUGUACGGCGACACACCGCUAUCCAGCGGUAUAAUCCCAGUGGUAUCUUCCCAGUUCCACCCUACCGG